Malaclemys terrapin pileata is the source of this 5060-nucleotide messenger RNA. RefSeq lists its product as uncharacterized. The coding region runs from base 231 to 3920 and encodes 1229 amino acids. NCBI's taxonomy places the organism in Eukaryota, Metazoa, Chordata, Testudines, Emydidae. The transcript has 7 exons. The record is from RefSeq and is a predicted model, not a curated record.
UAGGUCUCUCUUUUCCCUUCUGUUUGUUGUGAUUCUGACUCUCCCAUCACACAGUAACAUCCUGAUGAAUUGUUUUGCUGCAGCCCCCCCAGGAGCCUGGACGUGUCCAGAAGGCCUGAGGGAGGGACGCAAGUUGGAGAACUAGAGCACAGACCCCAGCAGGGAUAAGCUGGUCCCUGAAGACAGAUCAGCAGCUCCUGGGUCUCCACAUCCAGACUUCGUGAGAGAAUAUGGAAACGGCAGAGCCAACGGGCCCCAAAGCAGGGAAUGAACUGGAGAGAGACGGGAAGGAGCCAGUCCUGGGAUCAACCAUCUCAGUAAAUCCUCGAUGGUCCCGCACCGGAUGGCGACAGCUGAGGACUGAGCAGUGUGACAGGAUGUCCCAGUAUUGGAAAGAUCAACUUCAGGAGGAGCUACAGAGCUUACGGACACCUGCUGAGGUUGUGCUGACAUCAGUCCCUGCAUCAAAAAACCCUCCGCUGCUGGAUUUGACCCCAGAGGAGGAUAUUGAGGCCUAUCUGGCUUCCUUCGAGCAAGUGGCUGAAGCCUGCCAGUGGCCCAGAGGAGAGUGGGUGACCCGCCUUGUGCCAGCCCUCAGUGGAAAAGCUCGGCAGGUCAUUAGCAGCCUGGAUGCCAGAGAUGCUGGAGAUUAUGGGAAGGUGAAGACAGCUGUCCUGCGAGGGUGCGACAUUGGCAUGGAGACACAGCGCCAGCGCUUCAGGCAGUUCCGCUACCAGGAGGCCGAGGGGCCCCGGGCAGUUUUCUGCCGACUCUGGGAACUUUCCCAUCGAUGGCUGAAGCCGGAGAUCCGCACCAAGGAGCAGAUCAUGGAGCUGCUGAUCCUGGAGCAGUUCCUGACCAUCCUGCCAGAAGAAAUCCAGAGCUGGGUUUCUGAACAUUGCCCAGAGACGUGUGCCCAGGCAGUGUCCCUGGCCGAGGAUUUCCAGGUCACAGUGCGUGUGAAGGUUGAGGACGUGACCCCAGAGGAGAUGGAUGCCCCUGAAGCAUUAUGGGAAUCUCAGAGCACCCAGCUGGAGCCACCACAGCCCCAUCCCGCAUGGGGAUCUCCGGAGGAGGCAGCACUGAGGAAGUAUGAGCUGCCAGGCGCCCCUGGAAAGGGGCCCCGAGUUGGACAACAAAUGGCAGAUGCCAGGAUCCUGAGCAGGACUGAGGAGCAGCCUCAUGACGAAGAGCCUGAAAACCUUCAGCCCCCCAGCAUCUCUCUGCGGGAUUCAGGAGAGAGCAUUAACCACAGACCUGAGCAGGAAGGAGCCUGCAAGAGGCAGAAGAGGAGCCCAGCGGGGAAUGAGCCAGAUCCCCUAGGGGAACGGGAGAGUGGAUUCAGGAGACUAAUCCAACCUCCUGCACCGGGGAGAUCUCAGGCCACAGGGGACCUUCACCAUCAGAACAGCGUUCACAGGACAGAGAAGCCCCAUAAAUGUCGAGAUUGUGGGGAAAGGUUCUGGGAGAAGCAGGCGCUCACGGCCCACGGGAGAGUUCAUGAGAAGGACAGACCAUAUCCCUGUCCUGAAUGUGGGAAGAGUUUCAACAGACUGACCCAUCUCAAAACCCACCAGAGAACCCACACGGGAGAGAAACCCUAUUUCUGUGCCGAAUGUGGGAAGAACUUUGGCCACCUCUCCACGCUCAUUACACACCAGAGGCUGCACACAGGGGAGAGACCCUACUCCUGUGACGAGUGCGGGAAAACUUUCACCAACCCCUCGGACCUCAACAAGCACCAGCGCUCCCACACGGGUGAGCGUCCCUACCCCUGCGCCGAGUGCGGGAAGCGCUUCAGCCAACUCUCCAACCUGACGAUGCAUCAGAGGACUCACACACAGGAGAAGCCCUACCCCUGCGCCGAGUGCGGGAAGAGCUUCAAGUACCUGGCUUACCUCGCCAUUCACGAGCGCUCCCACACCGGGGAACGGCCCUUCCCCUGCACCGAGUGCGGGAAGAGCUUCAGUAACAAAUCCUCUUUGGCCCGUCACCUGAGAAUCCAUGCCAGAGCCGCAGCCAUGGACAACUCGACUAGACAAAGCCCUGUAGCGGGAGAUGGAGAGACACUGGGUCCUGCCUCGGAGGCUCGGCUGCAGCAGGUGGGGCCCACUAAAGAGAAAAUGGAAAAGCGAGAUCCUCUGGAACCAGGACCGGGGAAGGAAUCCGAGCGGGCUGCAAAAGAUCCCGUUGUGGCACCCCCCAUAACGGUAACUCCCAGAUGGUCCCGAAUUAGACUACACCAGGUCAAGACAGAGCCACAAGAAGGGAUGUCCCAGCAACGGCAGGUGCUGCAGGCCCGACAGACCUCUCCUGAAAUUGUAUCAGCUCCAGACCCUGCCUUGGGAAACCCUCAGCUGCCACAGCUUGAGCCAGAGGAUGACAUCGAGGUCUAUCUGGCUUCCUUCGAGCGACUGGCUGAAGCCUGCCAUUGGCCCAGAAGAGAGUGGGUGACCCGACUCCUGCCAUCCCUCACUGGAAAAGCCCAACAGGCCAUUAGCAGCCUGGAUGCCAGAGACGCCCGAGACUAUGGGAAGGUGAAGGCAGCCAUCCUGCGAGGCUGCAACAUCAGCACAGAGAUGCAGCGCCUUCACUUCAGGCAAUUCCGCUACCAGGAGGCCAAAGGGCCCCGAGAGGUCUGCAGCCGCCUACGGGAACUCUCUCAUCGAUGGCUGAAGCCAGAGAUCCGCACCAAGGAGCAGAUCAUGGAGCUGCUGAUCCUGGAGCAGUUCCUGACCAUCCUGCCCGAGGAAAUCCAGAGCUGGGUCUGGGUACGUCACCCGGAAACCUGCGCCCAGGCAGUGUCCCUGGCAGAGGAUUUCCAGCUGGGACAGCGAGAGGCUGGAGUGUGGGAGCAGCAGGUCACAGUGCGUGUGAAGGUCGAGGAAGUGACCCCAGAGGAGUCGGAGACCCCUGAAGCAUUAUGGGAAUCUCCGAGCUCCCAGCUGGAGCCACCACAGCCCAAUACCACGUGGGGAUCCCAGGAGGAGGUAGAAUGGAGCAAGUACAAGUUGCCACAUGCCCCUGAAGAGGAGAUGGAAGCUCUACAGGAAACUGCAGGUGCCAGGAUCCUGAGCAGAGCGGAGAAUUUGGGAGAGCAAGAAAACUUAGAUCUGGCCCGAACAUCGCAAGGUGGAUCAGGAGAGAGUGUCGCCUGCAGACUUGAGCGGGAAGAAGCCUGCAAGAGGCAGAAGAGAAACUCAGCUGGGAACGAGCGAAUUCCGCCAAGGGUGUUCCCACAGCUCCCUGCUCAAGGGACACCCGGGGCCGUAAAAGAUCUUAAAAGCCAGGCGAGCAGCGUUAACAGGAUGGAGAAACCCCACAGAUGUCGAGACUGUGGGGAAAGGUUCUGGGAGAAGCAGGACCUCAUGGCCCAUGGGAGAGUCCAUGAGAAGGACAGACCCUAUCCCUGUCCUGAAUGUGGGAAGAGCUUCAACAGACUGACCCAUCUCCGAACCCACCAGAGAACCCACACGGGAGUGAAACCUUACUCCUGUGGGGAGUGUGGGAAAAGCUUCGGCCACCUCUCCACGCUGACCACGCACCAGAGACUGCACACAGGGGAGAGACCCUACUCCUGUGCUGAGUGCGGGAAAACCUUCACCAACCCCUCGGACCUCAACAAGCACCAGCGCUCCCACACGGGCGAGCGGCCCUACCCCUGCGCCGAGUGCGGGAAGCGCUUCAGCCAGCAAUCCAAUCUGACAAUGCACCAAAGAAGUCACACCGAGGACAGACCGUACCCCUGCACCGAGUGCGGGAAGAGCUUCAAGUACCUCGCUGAUCUCACCGUGCACGAGCGCUCCCACACGGGUGAGCGGCCCUUCCCAUGCCCUGAGUGCGGGAAGAGCUUCAGUAACAAAUCCUCUCUGGCUCGUCACCAGAGAAUCCACGCCAGAGCCGCAGCCAGAAACAAGUGAGACCUGCUGGCCAAGAGCACCACUCCAGCUGUGUGUGUAUAAUAAUGUGAAGUAGAGGAAUGGAAACAGUUAGUGCAGGAACUGGGAGAAAUCAGCCCCCUUCUUCCAGUACCAGUUCCAUCUCUCCCUCACAGACCGCAUGAGGUGGAUUAAGAACCAUGAGAACAGAGGGUGGCUUCACCUUAUGCUCUGAGGAGUCCCAACUCCUGAAACCCCUGAGCAGGGACUGCUCCCUUACCUACUCUACUUAGCAAUUGAGCAGCCUGUCUCUUGUGUCCACAGGAACAUCAGUUAAUCUGCUCUGGUUUCCCUGUAGCUUCUCUAAGGGCUGGUCUGAGGCCUACUACAGGCUCUCUGUAUUUCUACUGUUUUGGGGUGGGGUGGGGUGUGUGUGUGUGUUUGUUAUAAUCUAGGGACUUGCCCAGGCUGUGAGCAGGUCACUCGAGAUAGGGAAGGGAUUUCUCCCAGGGGUUGGGAGGCCUAAGAUCUCUCAGCUCUAUGAGGAAAAAGAACCAAAGAAUUCCUCAAGGGCUGCUGCUUAUGUCAAACUCACGAGGUGACAUCAGACCCAGCACUGCUGGGAACUGUGGAUCCAGGGGGAGGUGUUUGGCCACAUCUGUGUCAACCAGCUCUGCCUCUGUGGCCUGCACAACCACCCUCUCCACACUCCAGACUUUCCAAGCCCUCCAAUGUCACUCUGUAACUAUGCCCAAAGUCUGCCGCAUCAUCCCAUCUCCUGAGAGGAGCUUCCUGCUAUUUCCUGUCCCAAACUAAGCAUUUAUGUUUGCUAUGUAAUUAAUUGUGUGUGUUUGUUCAUUGCCUCAUUAGUUUGCUGCUCCUGCCCUGCUCAUUGCCAUGUUAACUCUUUAUUUACUGCUCUGUCUCUGCUGUGUGUGUGUGUGUGUGUGUCCAUACUGUGUGACUGCUCAACUGCCCAUCAGUACAACUAUCGCUUUAGCUGUUUCUUCUGAGAUUUUGAGCAUGUAAUCUUGAUCCUGCAAUGAGCUCUCCACAAGCAAGAUCAGGGCCUUUAUUUUUAUUGACUGACCUACCUCGUCUGCUGCUUUUCUGAAUUGCUGGUAUUUUUUAGUUGAAUCGUGUGAACAGUCAUUGUAAUUAAGUGAAUAGUGUUCAUUAUUG